This is a messenger RNA of Xenopus laevis (African clawed frog), 1418 nucleotides long. It is a transcript of the gene nfkbia.S, whose product is annotated as NFKB inhibitor alpha S homeolog. Gene Ontology annotation, cellular component: cytosol. Gene Ontology annotation, biological process: cellular response to tumor necrosis factor; toll-like receptor 4 signaling pathway. Gene Ontology annotation, molecular function: NF-kappaB binding. The record is from RefSeq and is marked predicted. Lineage: Eukaryota; Metazoa; Chordata; Amphibia; Anura; Pipidae.
AUAAUAAUAAUAAUAAUAAUACAGAAGCUGCACAGGAUUGUCGCGCUCGUUGUGAGGAGAUUUCAGUGACACGAGGCCGCCAUGUCUCGUCAUUAUCAGGGGGAUGUGAGUGAGGGAGACGCCGGGGAUGUGAGGAAAGACAAACUGCAGCAGGACGAGCGGAUGGACAGUGGCCUGGACUCCCUGAAGGAGGAAGAAUACUCGGCUAUAAUCAGCGACAUCAACAACCUCAGACUCCACGUCUCCCCCGACCCCCAGAGCUGCGACCCCGAACCCUGGAAGACUGAGGUGAACGAAGACGGAGACUCGCUUCUCCAUUUGGCCAUUAUCCAUGAAGAGAAAGCCCUGGUCAAGGAGGUUAUUCGCCGUUCAUACAGAGACCAUUGCUACCUGAACAAGCACAAUCAUCUGCACCAGACAGCGCUACAUCUUGCUGUAAUCACCGAGCAACACGAUAUCAGCCUGUUGCUUCUCCAGGCUGGUUGUGAUGCUGAAAUCCAAGACUUCCGCGGUAAUACCGCCUUGCACAUUGCCUGCAAACAGGGCUCGCUGCGGGGAGUUGCUGUCCUCGUCCAACAUUGUGACAAACAGCUGCCGGCACUACUGAAAUCUGUAAACUACGAUGGUCACACAUGCCUCCACCUCGCAUCGAUCAAUGGCUUUCUUGCCCUUGUGGAAAUUUUGAUUACUAAGGGGGCUGAUAUAAACGCACAGGAGCCUUGCAAUGGCCGCACUGCUCUGCACAUGGCUGUGGACUUGCAGAACUACGAUCUGAUGUCACUUCUUCUUAAGUUCGGAGCUGAUGUUAACAGGGUCACCUACCAAGGUUAUUCUCCGUGUCAGCUCACAUGGGGAAGGAAUAACCUGCGGAUUCAACAACAGCUCGUGGCGGUGACACAAAAUAAUUUGCAGCACCUUCCAGAGAGUGAAGAGGAAGACGGUUCUGACUCCGAAUAUGAAUACAGCGAUGACGAGCUUAUGUAUGAUGACUGCGUAAUUGGGGGAGUGCCGCUGCAUUAGACUGCUGUGUAUGGGAACUAAAAACAAACUGCAAGGACAGACUCUCAUUACUGGAGGACAGUACCGGGCCAGUGAUUUCAAAAAAGGAAUUCUCUGAAAAGCUGAGGAAUGAAGGUGCUUGUGCUGUUCCUCGGUGACGGAUAUGAGAAGUUUCCCGUGUUGCUGCUGCUGCCUUGAGACCACAGCCUGGGAGCCUUGGGGCUUUAUUUCUGAGCAGCUGGAGAGGACUCAAAUAUUUUAUAAUUCUCUUGUGAGGCAGAGCGACCAGUUCCACGAGACUGACAGUGACCUGAUUUAUUAUAGUCAGAGACUCUUCUAAUAAACUACACGUUGUAUAUGGUGUAAAUAAUGUACAGAGAUUUUAUAUGAAAAGUUUAUAUUUUAUAAAAAAAAAAAAA